Molecule: messenger RNA, 4658 nt
Organism: Arabidopsis arenosa
Lineage: Eukaryota; Viridiplantae; Streptophyta; Magnoliopsida; Brassicales; Brassicaceae
Source: the annotation of a GenBank genome assembly
GCCGACAUCAAUUUACCGACAGACUUCUACUUUCGAGAAUGGCGGGAAAGAGAACAGAACCCUAAUCACCUUUUUCUCGAAUUCCACCAUGGCUAUAUGAUUACAGUAGUCCCCUUCGUGUCUCUUCGUUUCCUCUUCCCUCUCCUUAUAAAUUGUUCCACUCUCUUCUUCCGAGAACAACCACAGUAUCUCCUCUACAACCACAGUUAUAUUUUGAGAACAACAGCGACGAAGACUAUGCCGGUCGUUGCUGAGUACGCGAAGUCCAAUCGAUCGUCUUGUAAAUCAUGUUCGAAGAAGAUAGCUGUGAAAUCUCUUAGGUUAGGGUUGAUUAGCAAAGGACCUGGCGGGGUUGACAUGACCAGGUGGCACCAUUUCGAUUGUUUUCCGACUGAUUCGGAAUCGAUUGCUUCCGUUGAUGAUAUUCAAGGCUUAUCCGUUUUAGAGAAACAAGAUCAGGAUGCUUUGACGAAAUUGGUGGAACAAUGUGGUCAAGAACCUGCUAAAAAGACAAUCGUUUCAAAGGAUCUGAGAGUGGGGCUGGUGACUAGAGACGCCAGGGGAUUUGAUGUGACAAGCUGGCAUCACUUGGGUUGUUUUCCCAUUGAUUGGCAUCCGAUUGAUUCUGUGGAGGACGUUGGUGGAUAUUCAUCACUUGAGAAAGGUGACCAGAAGGAAUUACAGCAAUUGGCCGAACUAAGCGAGAAGGAUACUUUGAUAGAUGAUGUCCAGAAGAUGGAUGAAGGGGAGGAUGAAUCUGUAGCUGAUAAUGAGAUAACGGAGGAGACAAAAAAGGGAAAACAUUCUUCGGUUGCAAAAUUGGUGGAACAACCUGGCGAGCCUGCAAAAGAAGUCAAUGAGGAUGAAGAGAUUAAAAAUCCUGCAUCUGAUGAAAUAAGUGGGCAGAAGAUUAAGGAGACGACAGGUUCUCCUGAUUCUUCAAAAGUUAUCUCUGAGUAUGCGAAAUCAAGCAGAUCGACAUGCAAGAAGUGCUCUCAGACUAUCGCUGCAAAGGAACUGAGGUUGGGACUAGUGACCAGAAACUUCCGUGGCUUUGAUAUGACACAAUGGCAUCACGUGGGUUGUUUUCCUGUCGACUCGGAUCCAAUUGGUUCUAUAGAGGACAUUGGUGGAUUUUCAGAACUGCAGAGUGGUGAUCAGGAUGCAUUAAAGGAAUUGGUCCAACAAUGCGGGAAGAGGACUUUGGUAGAUAAGAUGGAUGAAGAUAAUGAUGAAUCUGAAGCUAAAAAUAAGCUAACUGAGGAGACAAACAAAAGAAAACAUUCCGAGGUUGGGGAGUUGAUGGAAAAAGAUGAAUCGCUAACUAAAGCGAAACAACACAUGGCUAAAACACAUAAGGUGAACAUCAGUGAGUCGACUUCUCAGGUCGAGGUUGAAACAGAAAUCUCUCUUUCAGCUUCUGAUGUGAAGGAUAAGUACAGGGAUGCCAAUCUAGUACCAAAAUGGAAAGCUUUUGAGACAGUUAUAUUCCUUGAGCGGGAUGAUGGUCUUAAUGAUUCAGAGAAAAUAGCUGCAUUUGACUUUGAUGGAUGCCUUGCAAAAACAUCUGUGAAAAUAGUAGGGGCAGAUGCAUGGUCCCUAAUGUAUCCUUCCAUUCCUGAAAAACUGCAGAGUCUGUACAAUCAAGGCUAUAAGCUGGUUAUUUUCACAAAUGAAUCCAACAUUGAUCGAUGGAAGAACAAGCGGCAAGCUGCUGUAGAUUUCGAAAAUUGGACGUCUCAACAGUUUUAUCGAGCGCGUGAAGGUCCCCAUUCAGGUGUUAUUGCCUGUGGAGUCUCAAGUUCUGUUGGUAAAGGUGGUAAAGAUGACCUAUACCGCAAACCCAAGGCUGGAAUGUGGCAACUCAUGAAGAAGCACUUUAACUCUGGAAUUGCAAUUGAUAUGGAUAAAUCCUUCUACGUUGGGGAUGCAGCCGGAAGAAAAAUGGAUCACAGCGAUGCUGACAUCAAAUUUGCAACAGGCGAGUGGGCUAAAGUUUUAUACCCCGGAGGAAUACUUUAUCCCCGCAAGGUUAUUAUACAAUCUGUAAAAGCAAAGAUUCCGCUAGCUUCUUCGGACUUAUCACGAGCAUUCCUCUUCACCUGCUUCCUCAUAUCAGCACUCUCCUUCUAUCCUCCCACCGAUGAACCUCCUCCAAGCUUCUUCUUGCUCCUCCCCGCCAAUGCCCAUUUUGCGAUGGCGAAGAGGAUCCACCUGACGGAACUAGGCUGCAUCGCGUGUGAGGAACUUAGCGAGCUCGGUGCGGGUAAAGAAGGACCCGAUCUGUCUCCGAUUGAGGCUGAGUCGAUUACGGCGAUCGAAUGGUUAGUGUUUGAUGACGUCAGAGUUGUCGUUGCAGGGACUUCUUGUGGGUAUCUCUUGGUUACUCUGUUGCCGAUGGUACACCCAAGUCGUAUCUUGAAAAUAAGAGUUCGAGGAACUAAGAAAGAUUUGAUGCAAGAGACAUCCUCUGAAGAGAUUUGCAUAGUAUUGCCUGGUAUUAUUGCCCGCUUUGAUGGCUCCAACAUUCAGAGUAUGCUUCAGAAAUGGUUUCAAGAGAAAAAUUCUAAUUUUUGGGACCAAAAGAAUAGAAAGGGAGAUCCAGAAGAUAGUGGUAGUUUUGUACCAACGACUACCGUAUCAGAUAUGGAAUGUCAACAAGAAUUGUCAAGUCAACGUUAUUAUUGUGCAGUGACCAUUGGAGAGGAUGCUGUGAUCUCAGCUAUCAGUAAUGAUCAAUCACCAAAGCGAAAGCCAGAAGCCAAGACUCAGGCAUUCGCUCGAGCAUCAUCCUUGACAUGUAUAAAGGACUACCCAAGGAAAGGCGAGAAGCUCACGUUAUCCCCUAGUGGGACGUUAGCUGCGAUAACAGAUUCUCUUGGUCGAAUACUUCUGCUCGACACUCAAGCUCUUGUAGUUGUCCGGCUAUGGAAGGGUUAUCGUGACGCAAGCUGCGUGUUCAUGGAGAUGUUAGCCAAAAAAGAUAAAGGAAAAUCUGUAAUUCACACAGAACCAGUAAAAAGUGAUUACUGUCUAUGCUUAGCCAUUCACGCUCCACGCAAAGGCAUCAUCGAGGUGUGGCAGAUGAGAACGGGGCCGCGUCUUCUUACGAUUCAAUGUGCAAAAGGUAGCAAAUUGUUGCAGCCAGCGUACAGGUUUGGAUCAAAUUCAUCGUCUCCUUACAUCCUCUUGAAGUCUUCUUACUCAAUGGAGAUUCCGGCCAAGUCUCUAUGCUCAACCGAUCUCUCUCUUAAAAACCAGAGACCAAAAGCAAAAACGUCAUGGACUUCCUCUCUUCCUCCACCAAUCAUCUUCUUCACCGUCUCUUCUUCGCCGUUCCACUCUCUCUCCGCCGUCUCCGAUCUUCACGAAACCAGAUCACGUUUUCAACCUCCUCAGUUCUCUCCUCUCUCUUCUCUUCUCCUCUCCAAAACGUCACAAAAUCCCCUACUCGCUACUUCGAAGUUCAAAAACCUCCCGUCCCAAAUCUGCCGACAGCUCAACCACCGUGUUCGUAUCGAAUUCUCCACCAUGACUUUGGCUACACUUACGCUAAACCACCGGUUCUCUCCAAUUACACUCUUCCCUCUCACUGCUCCUCUCGAGAAUUCUCCAAAAUCGUCCUCGAAUUCAAAUCCACCAGCCAAGGAAGACAAUUUGAUCGGAUUUGGUGUUUGGCUUGACGAACGAGACUCAGAUUCUCUCUGUUUAUCUUGGAAUGUGUAUAGAGCUGUUCUUGAGGUUUAUGUUUCUUUCCAUGAGAAUGAUGAGUUUUGGUAUGGAAAUCUUCCUAAUGAUUACGUUACUGCUAAUAAUCUCAGUGUUGCUGGUAAUGGACCUUUUAGAGAAGUUGUGGUUAGUCUUGACGGUGAAAUUGCUGGUGCGGUUUGGCCUUUCCCUGUUGUUUUCACCGGUGGGAUCAAUCCUUUGCUCUGGAGACCAAUCACUGCUAUUGGCUCUUUUGAUUUGCCGAGUUAUGAUAUCGAGAUCACACCGUUCUUGGGAAGUUUGUUGGAUGGGAAGACUCAUAAGGUGGGGUUUAGUGUGACAAAUGCGUUGAAUGUUUGGUAUAUCGAUGCGAAUUUGCAUCUUUGGUUGGAUCGAGAGAAGGAGAUUGUUGAAGGGAAGGUGUUGGAGUUCAGUAGAAGCUCUCUGGAGAUUAGCUCUGUCUCGGAUUUUAAAGGCUUGAAUGGAAACUUCACUACGAAAGCAAAGAGGUCGAUAACUUCGAUCGGGUUGGUCAAAUCUUCUCAUGGGGACAUUAUAACUAAUGCCAAUCAAGAAUUUAGCUACGAAAACAAGAUGGUUUUAGGUAAAGAUGGGAACAUGCAGAUCAUAGAUCAGUUGAUCCAAGCCGAUGAUCGUAUUCACGCCAAGAGAGCCUCGAGAAGCCUCUACUGCGCGAAAUCCAUCAAGAGCUUUCCUUUUUACCUCGACUCUGACUCUUUGGAGCAGCAGAAUAACACUUCUCUGGAGAUUGCGAAUGUCAAGAUGGCAAUUUAACGAGGAGAGAUCAGAGAGCGACAACGGGUUGAUAGAACAUUCAAGAGCAAGCUUGAAAACAAACAAGAAGGGCAAGGAGUAAUGGUGGUGAAGAAUAACUUAGUGGUCAAUGGAUAUGGAAGCACAAAACAAGUGUAUAAACUAUGUUGGAAGUG